UUUAUUAUAAAAUGCACGUGUGCAAAUUCAAUAAGAAAAUACAUAGUUUGCAUAUUUGUAUGACUUGAUCCUAAAAUGCAUAUAUAUCUGGCAACACUUCAUGAGAAAAACAAGUACAUAAUAAAAUAUUAAUUUCAUGCACGUCAAAGCUUUGAGCUUUUUCACAUUUAGUAGCCUACUUCUUUUAACGUUAAAGUAAUGUUUAGUCUUUAAGUUUUAUAGGCUAUAGGAGAGCCUAUCGCAAUUAGAUUUCAGAGAGUUGUGUCUGCCUCCAUUACUGCGUCGUUUCUGACAUCUACUGGGUUCCGCUUUGCGCAUGUGAAAAAAAUAAAUAAAGAUACACUACCGGAUGCGUUUAGUUUUGGUUUUAACUCAACUUGCUGUCAACCCGGAAAGAGGCUGCGCUCACUUCUAUCAUGCGCCAGCGCACAGGGUUCGGCUCUCCGCGCUGCGCUUUCAUCUGUUUUCGCGGAUAAAUGUGUGCAGUUAUUGUGUCCUGAGGCGCACCGAGCAUUUAACACACAGGAGAACGCGGAUCUGGGACAUGCCUUACCUGGACAGACAAAAUCGGACCUGUGGAUUCCUGGAUAUCGAGGAAAAUGAAAACAGUGACAAGUUUUACCGCCGUUAUUUUAUCUUGGAUACUGAUAAGAAUUUUCUGCUAUGGUACAUGGACAAUCCACAGAACUUACCUGUGGGAACAGACUGUGUUGGAAGUUUGCGACUCAGUUACAUUUCAAAGGUUAAUGAAACAUCAGUUAAGCAGAAACCGAAGGCAGAGUUCUGCUUUGUAAUAAAUGCUUUGUCCAGACGGUACUUCCUGCAAGCAAAUGAUCCUGUGGACUUGAAGGAAUGGGUCAUUGCCUUGAAUAAUGCUACCAAAAUUACAGUUCCAAAAGUAUCACCAGUGGCUCAGACCUCUGACGUUACAAAUGUUUCAAACCCAAGUCAGUCAACAUCUCGACUGGCUUACAAAACAGAAAUUGUCGGAGGUGUGGUUGUGCACACACCUGUCCAGCAGAGCGAUACUGAGGAUGUCUUUGUGAGUGAAUCGGCAUCACAUCUCACUUUAAGGAGAUGCCAGAGCAUGCGUCCCAAUAUUGUGAGGGCUGGCUACUGUGUCAAACAAGGCAACGUGAGGAAGAGUUGGAAGAGGAGGUUUUUCAUUUUAGAUGACCAAACUGUGAGCUACUAUAAAACUGAAAUGGAUAAGGAUCCAUUGCGCAGUAUUCGACUGAGAGAUGUGCUAAAAGUUAACGAAUGCCUUGUAAAAUCAGGGGAUUUGCUGUCCCGUGAUAACCUCUUUGAAAUAAUCACAAGUACUAGAACCUUCUACAUCCAGACAGACACCCCAGAAGAUAUGAAAGGCUGGAUCAAGGAUAUUGCCUCAAAAAUUCAAGACUUUAGAGGACCUUCUAAGUAUCGUGGUUCUAAAAAAGUAUUUUCUGCACCGGGGAAACCUCAGCUUGUCAAGUCUUGUUCCAUGGCAGAUUCGUGGCAACCCUGGACCCCUGUUCCCAAUCAGGAGAAGCGUUUGAAGGAAGAGGGCCAAAGAGAGGGUCCAUACAGCUCUCUCCCCUCCCUCGCACACCCUGGCCACAUCUCUCUGUCACAAACUCGUCAACGGCACCAUUCGCAGCCUCAGUUCGCUCCCAUUGAUACAGACUUUCCCGAAUGCCUCGACAAUCUCCGCACCACUGAUGUUUAGUUGCUUUAACGGAUACUGCUGGCCAGCACACGGAUAGUGUUAUGAUUUUAUUCCUUUGUUUUUGCUUUUUCUUGUUUGAUGGAGCAUACACAAUUUUGCAGCAAGACUGCAAAUAAUUAAAGCUGUGCAAACAUGUAUGUGCUCAUUGCAAUGCUGUUCACCCACCUUAAAGGAAUGUCUCUUUUUAGGAAUGUAAAAUCAGGAAGGAUCAGCUGGUGAAAAGUUUCUUUAGUAAGAUUUCAGCAACAUGUCUAUAUUUUUACCAAUCCAAAAGUCUGAGAUCAUGAAAAUGCUUCUAUUUUAGCAUUGGUCUAAUUUAAUCCAAAUAUCUUUAGUAACAUUUUACAAUAAGGUUAAAAUUAGCAGUAGUUAACAUGAACUAACAAUUAAGCAACACUUUUGCCGCAUUUGUUAACGUUGGUUAAUAUCGACAUUAAAUACAUUUUAACACUAGUUAAUGCAUUAUGAACUACCACAAACUUACAAUAGAACAUUUAUGAAUUAACAUUAACCAAGAUUAAUGAAUGCUGUAAAAAUUAUUGUUCUUUACUAGUUCAUGAUACAUAAUGCAUUAACUAAUAUGAACACACAUCUUUAUUGAAAAGUGUUACCCAGUUUUGUUACAAACAUGAAUGUCAGCAUUUCGUACAAGCUGAAGGGCAUCAGAGCAUCUUGCAUUCUUCAGUGUAAGCAAGGAAAUCAGACCUUUUGUACAAAUUAGUUACAAUGUUUGUGACAAAUUUGCUUACAUUUGAUUAGUGACUUAGAAAUACAGCAGAAUCCUAAAUACUAUUUAUUGAUUUUACACAGUAUGUUUUUUUAUUGUUUUAAAUCUGUCAACACUAAAACGCUUAUUUCAAUAUUAUAUAUAUAUAUAUAUAUAUAUAUAUAUAUAUAUAUAUAUAUAUAUUCCCCGAUUUUCAAUGUGGGCUCAGACUUUUGGAUCCCGAUAUACAGUUGGUACAUCUGAUAGAAUUCAGUCAAUGCACUGGGCUUGAUUUUAUAUUAUUUUGAAGACAUUUUGGCCUCAACAUCACUAAUGAAGUCACUUGAAGGAUUGUGGAAGUGCAGUGAUCUUUCCUGAUUAGGCUACUACCAGGCAUUCUUUGACCUGGAUGUCUGAAAAUAUAGUCAUAUUUUCAUACUGAUUCUUUAAAAUGACUGAAACCUUCAUAUAAUGCUUUAUUUUGAUUUGGUUGUGAAUGGUACUAAAUGUUGAAGAAGUCUGUAAUGUUGAUUAGGCUACUCAUUUGUAUGCGUAUUUGCUUGAUAUGCAUCGUUGCUUUGCAUACGAAAUAAACCAGUCUGUGACGUAAAAUAAACCACGGACUUUGUCUAGUCGUUGUAAAGCUUUAGCCAGUUCCUCCACCAGUCCGGAACGGCGC
This is a messenger RNA of Myxocyprinus asiaticus (Chinese sucker), 3093 nucleotides long. Its product is annotated as pleckstrin homology domain-containing family A member 2-like. The coding region runs from base 350 to 1708 and encodes 452 amino acids. The transcript has 12 exons. Gene Ontology annotation, cellular component: membrane; cytoplasm. Gene Ontology annotation, molecular function: PDZ domain binding. NCBI's taxonomy places the organism in Eukaryota, Metazoa, Chordata, Actinopteri, Cypriniformes, Catostomidae. The record is from RefSeq and is a predicted model, not a curated record.